AUGAAUAUAUCUUCUCCACAACCUUUAAAGUUACCUAUUCCCAGACUUUCCACUUCAACACAUCAUUCUAUUUCAAAUGAAAUGCAACAAACUGAUGACAUAACUAAAAGGAUUCAACAACCUACAAACAAACCAUCAAAUAAACGUGGACGUAAACCGUUAUCUUCGAUGCCUACAACCAAAAAACAUAUACAAAACUUAAUCAAUCAACGAGCUUUUCGUCAACGAAGGGAAUAUUACAUUCGUAAUUUGGAAACCAAAGCUUCAGAGUAUGAAGAAUUAUUUAAAGGUGCACAGGAAGAAAUCGAAUCAUUGAAAGAAAAGGUUGCACUUUUGGAAAAACAAGUCGCUGUUGAGGAAGGAAUAAAUUGUUUUAAUCAUGCCGUCGCUACUAAUCCUGACAUCGGUUAUCAUUCAACCGCUGAUCAACAACCUCAAAGUGGUGAAUGUUUUACGACAUUUACGAACAACGUAUCACCAACCACAUCAACCUUUUCGUUUAAUGAUCAACAUGGAUUAGUCACUCGACCAUCACAAAUUUCGUGCGGCCUACCCUCAAUUGAUACAAUUGAUAAUAUAAUUAGAGACCCGAUAUUUUGUGAAACAAAAGAAGGUAAAAUUUGCUAUUGUGAGCCGGGUGAAAUAAGGACAACAACUGCCGCAACAACGAAAUGCUUGUCAGAUAAUAAACAGUCCACCGAAAAGAGAGUGUGGAUUAUACCGACAUCCGUAUCUCCAUUAUAUUCCGAUUUUGUAACAACAAAUGAUUAUUCCCCUGAUGAAGAAGAUACGUUAUCAUCUCAGUGGGGAUUAUCUUACCAAGAUUAUUUUUCACCCGCAGUUUCUUCCGCUGUAGUUUCCACCACAGCAAAUUCAUUCACCCAAUUUAAUCCUUUAAAUUUAAAAUGGAUCCUAGGCAACGUACAAACAAGAUGA
Funneliformis caledonium is the source of this 936-nucleotide messenger RNA. The record is from the annotation of a GenBank genome assembly. Lineage: Eukaryota; Fungi; Glomeromycota; Glomeromycetes; Glomerales; Glomeraceae.